UCAUUCUUAUAUCAUUUUUUUGCUAACCUAAAAUGUUUUAUCAAAUGACUUGAUUUUGCUAUUUUUAGUAUUUUUUGUGAUUAUUUUUAUAAAUUUACAACGAUAAAUCUCGAUUGUGUCGAUAAACGUCUCAUUGCGCGUUUAACAUUUUUUUAUGCGUUUCAAUUUUAUAACGAUGACUUCACGUUAAGACUGAAAUGGAAAACGGCCCGUUUAACACUACGGCGGGUCGCGAGACUGGGCGGUGCAUGUCGGUGGCAGCGAUGCAGGCGCUGCACCGCCUGCGCGAGUGCCGGCUACUCUGUGAUGCCAUAGUGCGUGCGGACGACGGCGCUGCUUUUCCAGUGCACCGCGCCAUACUCUCCGCCUGCAGCCCAUACUUUCUGGCAUUAUUUACAACAACAUUACAUUCACGCGAGCAGAGUGAUGUAUUAAUAUCAGGGGUCCGCUCCGAAAUCCUGCUGCUGCUGAUAGAGUAUGCCUAUCUUCGCCGCAUAGAUGUAACUGAUACCAACGUCCACGAAUUGCUCAUGACAGCUGAUUACCUCGCCUUUCUCGGAGUCCUACAACUGUGCUGUGAUCACUUAAUGACCUCACUGAACCCAAAAAACUGUCUCGGUAUAAUGAUGUUUGCUAGGUAUUAUUUCAGACGCGUAUUUUGUUAUAAGUUAGAGGCAGACGCCCGUCGAUAUUUGCUGCGUUAUUUCGUUACGGUUGCAACGCAAAGUGAUGAAUUUCUCCAUCUGCCAAUUGAGGAACUGAACUCUAUUAUACUUGAAGACGAAUUAAAUGUGAAGAGCGAAGAGGUGGUUUGGGAUGCGGUUUUGCGAUGGGUCAACUAUGAUCCUGAUAUUCGAUGGCAACAUACUGUAAAAUUAAUGGGAAGCAUUCGACUAGGGUUACUGGAUACCCAAUUCUUUUUGGAAAACGUAAAAGAUCAUCCAUACGUUACCGGCAAUGAGGGUUCACGACCAAUAAUUAUUGAAACUCUGAAAUUCCUUUACGACUUGGAAAUGAUUGCUCAAAGAGAUGGUGAAGUGGCUACUCCAGAGAUAGCACGGCCGCGAGUACCUCAUGAAGUCUUAUUUGCCAUCGGUGGUUGGAGUGGAGGAUCACCUACAGCAUUUAUUGAGACCUACGACACUAGAGCUGAUCGUUGGAUCAAGGUGGAAGAAGUUGAUCCUGCAGGCCCUCGUGCGUACCAUGGGACGGCUGUCCUCGGCUACUGCAUUUACGUCAUAGGGGGUUUCGAUGGAAUGGAUUAUUUCAACUCCUGUCGAUGUUUUGACGCAGUUACAAAGUCAUGGCGAGAGGUGGCACCAAUGAAUGCUCGACGCUGCUAUGUGUCUGUGGCGGUGCUUGGCGAGACGAUAUAUGCAAUGGGUGGAUACGAUGGUCACCAUAGGCAAAAUACUGCUGAGCGUUUCAACCACCGCACAAAUCAAUGGUCACUCGUCGCUCCCAUGAAUGCACAGAGAUCUGACGCCAGUGCAGCUGCACUAGACAGCAAGAUUUACAUUACCGGUGGAUUUAAUGGUCAAGAGUGUAUGAACAGUGUGGAAAUGUAUGACCCGGACACGAACCAAUGGACAAAUCUAUCGCCGAUGCGAUCGCGCCGCUCCGGUGUCUCGUGCAUAGCAUACCACAACAAGAUUUACGUGAUAGGUGGGUUCAAUGGAAUCUCGCGUAUGUGCAGUGGCGAAGUAUAUGAUCCAAUUGCGAAUACAUGGGCUCCAGUUCCCGAUAUGUAUAACCCUCGAAGUAAUUUUGCUAUUGAAGUCAUCGACGACAUGAUAUUUGCCAUUGGUGGCUUCAAUGGUGUUACAACCAUAUAUCAUGUGGAAUGUUAUGACGAAAGAACUAAUGAGUGGUACGAGGCGACCGACAUGAAUAUAUAUCGGUCGGCACUAUCGGCUUGUGUGAUCAUGGGGCUACCGAAUGUAUAUGACUAUAUACACAAACACCGGGAACGGCUUAUGGAAGAGAAGCGGCAGAAGAUCCUGCUAUCGGAAACCGCGAGGCACGGUCAGCACCGUACUGCGCUACCUGAUUUGGAACAGGUUCACCUGAUAGAAGACAACGAUGAUAUGCUGGAACAGCUUGGACUGAUGGAGAACCAGGCGGCGAACGAUGUACACCCACCGCCGCCGCCACCCCUACCCCCACCCCCGCCGCCCCAAGCCAUGGAGCAGGAUUGAACCAACCAUUCGUAACCUGAUCCGUUGAUGUAAUUGAACGAACCUGUUGGUUGACGAAGUACCUCAUGUCUUGUUAAAGACCACAUCAUAAUAACCAAUAAUAAAUAUAACAGUAGAGUCAAAUUAUUAUUAUCUCUGUAAAAUUAAACCGUAACAGUCUAUUAUUUUUUAAAUAUUUACAAUUAUUGUAGAACUUU
This is a messenger RNA of Achroia grisella, 2395 nucleotides long. It is a transcript of the gene klhl10, whose product is annotated as kelch-like protein 10. The coding region runs from base 198 to 2198 and encodes 666 amino acids. The record is from RefSeq and is a predicted model, not a curated record. NCBI's taxonomy places the organism in Eukaryota, Metazoa, Arthropoda, Insecta, Lepidoptera, Pyralidae. The transcript has 13 exons. Gene Ontology annotation, molecular function: protein binding.